UUCUAUCUCUAUCUAUCUUCUUCAACAUCAAAUCCAAUCAGAACAAUGGCUUCUCUCGUCUCUUCUCCGCAUGCCUUGACUCUUCCCUUCUCCUCUCCUCAUCGUCUCCAUCACACCCUUCCCAAUCUCUCCACUCUCAGUUUCUCCCGACCAAUCAAAAACAACUCCCUCCGAUGCUCUGUCUCAAUCGAGAAAGAAGUCCCCGAAACCGAACGACCCUUCACUUUCCUCAGAGACUCCGACGAUUCCACUCACUCUCCUUCCUCUUCUCCAACUUCGGUCAGAGCUCGUUUCGAGACCAUGAUUCGAGCGGCGCAGGACAGCGUCUGCGAGGCCAUCGAAGCAGUCGAAGGCGGUCCGAAGUUCAGAGAAGACGUCUGGUCUCGACCCGGCGGAGGAGGCGGGAUCAGCCGGGUUCUGCAGGACGGGAACGUGUUCGAGAAAGCUGGGGUGAACGUCUCCGUGGUUUACGGUGUUAUGCCUCCCGAAGCUUACAGAGCAGCUAAAGGCUCUGCUUCUUCGGAUCAGAAGCCUGGUCCGGUUCCGUUCUUCGCAGCUGGGGUUAGCUCUGUUUUGCAUCCCAAGAACCCUUUCGCGCCGACUCUGCAUUUUAACUAUCGUUACUUCGAGACUGAUGCUCCCAAGGAUGUUCCUGGAGCUCCGAGGCAGUGGUGGUUUGGUGGUGGAACUGAUUUCACACCAGCUUACAUCUUCGAAGACGAUGUCAAGCAUUUCCAUUCGAUUCAAAAGCAAGCGUGUGACAAGUUUGACCCUUCUUUCUAUCCAAGGUUCAAGAAGUGGUGCGAUGACUACUUUUAUAUCAAGCACCGUGAUGAGAGAAGAGGACUUGGAGGGAUAUUUUUUGACGAUCUUAAUGAUUAUGAUCAGGAGAUGCUUCUGGCUUUCUCCACUGAAUGUGCGAACUCAGUGGUACCGGCUUAUAUACCUAUAGUAGAGAAGAGGAAAGACAUGGAGUUUACAGAGCAGCACAAGGCAUGGCAGCAGCUGCGAAGAGGAAGAUAUGUCGAAUUCAACUUGGUAUAUGAUCGUGGAACGACAUUUGGUCUGAAGACAGGAGGGAGAAUAGAGAGUAUUCUUGUCUCUCUUCCACUGUCAGCAAGAUGGGAAUAUGACCAUAAACCGGAAGAGGGGACUGAAGAGUGGAAGCUGUUGGAUGCUUGUAUCAACCCCAAGGAGUGGAUAUAGCCCACGUUUUUCUGUUGAGGACUGAGUUCAUGUUGUUUCUAUUGUUUAGUGGAUUUAGAUUAUUCAAAAGAUGGAAGGAAAUGGAUUUUGUAAGGUGAUGAUGUGCAUGUUAACAUGCGUCUGAAACGCUGAGUGGCUACCAAGAUAAACUUAGCUGAUGUGUAUGUUUUACCAAUGCUGUAUUUUCACAACUGACAUGUUUGUCUACA
This is a messenger RNA of Raphanus sativus (radish), 1415 nucleotides long. Its product is annotated as coproporphyrinogen-III oxidase 1, chloroplastic. Gene Ontology annotation, molecular function: coproporphyrinogen oxidase activity. The coding region runs from base 46 to 1206 and encodes 386 amino acids. The transcript is spliced from 7 exons. Lineage: Eukaryota; Viridiplantae; Streptophyta; Magnoliopsida; Brassicales; Brassicaceae. Gene Ontology annotation, cellular component: cytoplasm; chloroplast stroma. The record is from RefSeq and is a predicted model, not a curated record.